GAACUUCUCCAAUUAGUCGAGCAAGCCAAAGAUAUGGCAGAAGUUUCUAUCAAGAUUCAAGACCAACACCACAACCUUUCGCUCACCGUUAUCCCGUUAUCCCGUGAAGAGAACAAAGCCAGCAAGCUGACCACCACAAUUGCAAGCUUCACCAAUCCCUUUAUUCAGCCAGACGAUUAUCUCUUUAAUCUCGUAACUAAAGUGAUGCCCCAAAACGUUAAACGUGACCUCUGUGCGCAAAGUACUAUGGGGGUUUUUGUCACGGAAUUCAUUCAAAAAGGGAACGAAAACCUGUGGUCGCCGAUGAAAAAGCGCAGUCUUCUAACCUGGAAAUCUACCUGUAAGAAGACAAAUAUCACUGUUAACAAGAAGAUUGUGAAGUUACAGAAAGACCGAUGUUUGUUUGCUCGCAUGAUGGUGGUGUGCCAGUCUCGAUCAGAAUUUAACCUACAAGAAGUCAUAGGCACGUAUGAGUCUUCACUGUGCCAAGGUCACUUUUUGCAGCAGAUGGUACCAUGUUGCAUUGCUCAACCAAAAGUGCACUAA
Messenger RNA from Porites evermanni, 546 nucleotides. The record is from the annotation of a GenBank genome assembly. NCBI's taxonomy places the organism in Eukaryota, Metazoa, Cnidaria, Anthozoa, Scleractinia, Poritidae.